Oncorhynchus keta (chum salmon) is the source of this 1555-nucleotide messenger RNA. RefSeq names its product endonuclease domain-containing 1 protein-like. NCBI's taxonomy places the organism in Eukaryota, Metazoa, Chordata, Actinopteri, Salmoniformes, Salmonidae. The coding region runs from base 521 to 1453 and encodes 310 amino acids. The record is from RefSeq and is a predicted model, not a curated record. Gene Ontology annotation, molecular function: nucleic acid binding; metal ion binding; hydrolase activity. The transcript is spliced from 4 exons.
AGAAAACACUUUCCCUUCAUCGGAUCGUUGUUUACAUCAAACGGAGAGUUACAGAGGAAGUAUCUUUUCUAAGGUUGAAUGAAAUGGAUUGUAAUCUUAUUGCUACAUCUGUGAAGUUAUAAGAAGAAUGGAAAAGCGGAUUGAAAACAUUAUACAGUUCUAUCUCUGCAGUCUUCUACCUAUGAUGCCCGUAUUAUUGGUUUGGUAUCGGUAACUACCGGUACAAUCAGCGGCCACUUGUCUGCAUUUUCAAUACUAUUUUUACAAUCGUAUCUAUUUUAAAGUAACUAUCUCUUAUAUUCGUGCGUUGUUGUAUGUUGUAAGACGUCUGUGAAGUGGUGAAAUCGUGUGAAGGUAUGAACCCUUGGACAAACCGGUACCUCCUGCCUCAUGUUCGGCCCCUGUACCUGAUGAUCUACCCCAGGCCCUCUUGUAUCCACCCCAGUCUUCUGAACUUGCCCCAGUGGGGUGAAGACCAGAAGAGGGUGAUGUCCUUCCUGUCUCCAAGUUCUGCCUCUGAAUGUGCUGGGUGGUUAAGUUCAGUGAUGUUCCACAGUGCCAGAAGUUCUUCCUGGAGGGGACAACUCCAAAUCUCCCAGGUAUUUUGGUUGAUGGGAUAGUCCAGAACCAGGACCGCUACAAGCCGAUCUGCCAGUUGUUCAACACAAUCUACAGGUUUGCAACUCUCUACGACACGACCAACAAGAUCCCUGUGUUCUCAGCCUACACCUUCACUGGUCCUCCUACAGACUGCAGACCAAAACCUGAACCCUGGAUGAUCGAACCCCAGCUCAACAGGGAAAACAACGGCCCUGAAAUGCAGAACAGUGGUAGAGAGAUUGAAUACAAACACCAGGCUGGGAACUACGACUAUAUUAACUCAACACAAAAUAAAGGGGUGAACAGAGGUCACCUCUUCCCAAAUUCACAUGCUCAUGACCUUGACACUCAGAAGUCCACCUUCACCCUGACCAACAUCGUUCCCCAGGACAUCACCUUCAACGAUGGCAGCUGGAAGGAAAUGGAGAGAAAUGUCAGAGGAACUCUUGUGAAUAACUGUAAGGAUGCUAACGACCAGAUAAAAGCCUAUGUGGUGACUGGAGCAGUGACCAGUAAGAGCAACACACUGAACGACAGAGUGAACAUCCCUGAUCUCAUGUGGACAGCCUACUGCUGUAAAGACAAGAAGAAGAAGUGGAUGGCGGAAGCACACUGGGGGAGGAACAAGAAUGAAGACCAGGGGAAAACAUUGAACCCAGAAACCUUGGGAGCACUCGAAAAGGAGUUGAGCGAAUUUCACCAAGGUGGCAGUGUCCAGCUGUUCCCAAAGGAUUGUCCAAGAGGUCCUAAACCGACCACUCCCUCUAACCAACCCAGUUGGAAGAAUUCUCUUAAAAUAAUUUCUUCCAAAGUCAGGAAUCUUUACAAUUCCAUGAUGAAUAGAAUUGGAUGAUCAAGGUACAGAUGCUCAGACUAUAUCAACAAAUGAUCAACUAAACUCUGUUGAAAUGAUGUUGAUAUGCAACCAUUUGUUAUGGUUAAAGUAAGGGUUAUA